UCCCCAGUGAAGCCUGUAGUCCCUGUACAGUGCCACGCUCUGGCUGACAUCAUUCUGGUCCUGGACUCGUCUGGAAGCAUCCAAGCGUCAGGCAAAGACAACUACCCUACUAUGCUUCAGUUUGCCGCCAACCUCACAGAACAGUUUACCCUGGGCCCAGACGACAUCAGAUUUGGCGCCGUUGUCUUCAGCGAAGUAGCAAAGAAGAUGUUUGACCUCAAAGAUUAUUCGAAUCAUUCAGCUCUUUCUAAUGCAAUCACAUCUGCACCGUACUUAAAUUCAGUAACGUACACCAACAAAGCGUUCGAUAUGGUCAGGAACGGUAUGUUCAGUGGGGCUAACGGAGGUCGCCAAAAUGCCAGCAAGAUCGUCAUUUUGUUUACUGAUGGACAGUCUACCGAACAAUCUGAUACCCUUGCCGCAGCUGUCAAACUCAACGACACUGGAGUCCGCAUCAUCUCUAUCGGAAUCGCCGACGCCGACGAGGACGAACUGGACAGCAUCUCCAACCCAGAGGACGUGUUUCUUGUGGCAGGGUUUGAUGCCCUGCAACAUAUACAGAACUCACUGACCACCAGAACUUGUGACGUUCCCACCAAAAAGGAGGACCCAGUUGUACAGGACAAGUGCACGGCCAAGGCAGACAUCGUAUUUGUGAUGGACUCAUCUGGCAGCAUCGGCUCCCACCACUACAAGACCCAGCUGGAGUUUUUAGCCAACAUCACUGACAGUUUCACAGUGGGACCGAACGACGUCCAAUUUGGCACUGUGGUUUUCUCAAGCGAUUCCCGCGUCCUCUUUUAUUUGAACAACUUCACCAACCAUGCUGACAUAAGGAACGCGAUCAUGAAAGCUCCUUUCCUGUCUUCGGUGACGUAUACGAAUCUGGGCCUGAAAUUGGCGCGAGAACAAGUUCUGUCCCCUAGUCACGGUGCUCGCCCAAACGUUACAAAACUGGUCAUCGUCAUCACAGACGGCGAGUCGACCAACCCAGACCAGACUCACAGCGAGGCCGCCCGCCUGAAAGCGACAGGGGCACAAGUUUUGGCCAUUGGUGUCGGAGACCAUACGAGACGCUCUGAGCUAGAGGACAUCGCGUCUGCAGCCGACAACGUCAUUGAAGCGGCCGGUUACACUACACUGGAUUCCAUCGGGAAGCUAGUGGGAAAGCAGGCGUGUAAGACAGCGGCCCCAGCCCCUAUGUGUCACGCUUUGGCUGACAUUAUCUUCCUCCUGGAUUCUUCUGGAAGUAUCGGUAAGGACAACUAUGCCAAACAGCUAAAGUUUGCCGCCAACAUGACACGACAGUUCAGACUGGGUCCGAAUGACGUCAGGUUUGGCGUUGUAUUGUUCGGAGACGCAGCUCACGGACUCUUGGACUUAGAUGAUUAUGACGAUCACACAGCUCUGUCUAAGGCGAUCGUAUCUGCACGCUACCUGGACGAAAGAACGUUCACAAAUUUGGGUCUGGAUUACAUAAGGAAUGGUCUCUUCGACUCCUCCCAUGGUGGUAGAGACAACGCGUCCAAAAUCGUCAUCGUUAUGACAGAUGGAGAAUCCACGGAGCCAACCAACACCCAGGCUUCCGCUCGUCUACUGAGGGCCGAUGGUGUCCGAAUCAUCACCAUCGGCAUUGCCGACGCGGACUUGAAGGAACUGCAGGAUAUGUCCACCUCUCAACAGGAUGUGUUCCAAGUGGCGGGAUUCGAUGCCCUAGAUAAGAUCCAACAUUCUGUGGCCAAUCGAACCUGUGAAGAUCAUGUGACCCUAUCAAAACCAGAUGUAAGGUGUAGGUCUGAAGCAGACGUGAUCUUUGUCAUGGACUCCUCCGGAAGUAUUGGCACCAAGGACUACGCUAGACAACUCCAGUGGGCGGUGAACCUGACCGACAACUUCCAGCUGGGUUCAGGGGACAUGCAGUUCGGGGCGGUCAUCUUUUCAGACACCGCUCAGAAACUGUUUGACUUGAACAAAUACUCGGAUCAUGUACAUCUGUCCCAGGCGUUGACGUCUGCCUCGUACAUGGCGUCUCUCACCCGCACUGAUCUGGGCCUGUCCACAGUCAAAACGGACGACAUGUUCGAUCCGACUCACGGAGGCAGACAGAACGCCACCAAGAUUGUUGUGCUGCUCACGGACGGGAACUCAGAUUUCCCAGACAGUAUUGUUUUUGUUCCAGACCAGGCGUUGACGUCUGCCUCGUACAUGGCGUCUCUCACCCGCACUGAUCUGGGCCUGUCCACAGUCAAAACGGACGACAUGUUCGAUCCGACUCACGGAGGCAGACAGAACGCCACCAAGAUUGUUGUGCUGCUCACGGACGGGAACUCAGAUUUCCCAGACAGUACUUAUAGAGAGGCGGAGGCCCUUAAAGACACCGGCGUCCGUAUCGUCACCAUCGGAGUAGGCAGCGCGGACCAAUCAGAACUGAGGAAAGUGGCCAGUGGGCGGGGCGAUGUGUUCAUGAUCAGCGACUACAGCGCUCUCCACACCGUGCAGGAAGCGGUCGCUAGCAUCACCUGUGAACCUCCUGCACCUCCAAUUGAGAGACUGGGACUGACGUGCAAGACGGUGGCCGAUAUUGUAUUCGUCCUGGACGCUUCUGGCAGCAUCGACGACGUCGAGUGGGCCAAGGUCCUCAAUUUUGCCGCCAGCCUCACCACCACUUUCGUGCUGGGGCCGAAUGACAUCCAGGUGGGCGCUAUUGCCUACUCAGACGACGCCCAAGUGGAGUUUGACUUGGAUGACUAUGUCACAAAUACCGGUCUUUACGCGGCCCUAGAAAAGAUCCCAAACCAACUGGGCUACACGUACACAAACGAGGCGUUGGACUUGGCAGAAAUGAAACUAAACGAUACGUCAUUUGGUGCUCGUGACGAAGUCCCCAAGCUUGUGCUCGUCAUCACUGACGGCCUGUCCUCAGACAAAGUGGCAACUUCUAGAGAGGCCGAGUCCAUGAAGGCAGCCGGCACCAUACUGAUGGCUGUGGGAGUGGAGUCUGCACACAGACCAGAACUGGAACAGAUGGCUACCUCUCUACAAGAUAUAUUUGAAGUCGACGAUUUCGACGCACUCAGGGCCAUACGGCUUGAUGUGGCCAAUAAAACGUGCCAAAAUGUGCCCCCUCCACCCCCAACUACAGCCCCUCCCACCACACCCCCUCCGAUUAUCUGCCAGUCGAAGGCCGAUGUGCUGCUAGUGUUAGACACGUCAUACAGUGUUGACGACAGCGAGUGGGUACAAAUGCUCAACUUCACCUCCCGACUCACGGACAGCUUCAAGAUAGGGCCGGAUGCCAUCCAGGUCGGAGCUCUUACCUUCUCGAACGACGUCUACCCACAGUUCUCCUUCAACAGCUAUACCAACAACGCUGACGUGCAGCAAGCUGUUCUCAAGCUGCCCAAGUCCCAAGGCGCCACCUACACGGGAAAAGCUCUGGAAAUGGCGCGAAAACAGAUUGAUGACACCAGUCUGGGAGCAAGGCCAAAUGUAACUAAAAUUGUUGUGGUCGUCACUGAUGGCGCGUCAACGGUCAAGCAACACACUGUCGAAGAGGCUAAACUGCUCAAAAACGCAGGAGCUGUGGUUCUCGCUAUUGGUAUUCAGGGUGCUGACAGAACCGAGCUGGAGACUAUCGCGUCAGAAGACAAUGACGUGUUUGAGGUCACGAACUUUGACGCGCUGUCCAAUAUACUGAAAGGAGUGGCCAAUCAGACCUGUGAAAACGUGCAGUUGUUGUUUUCUGUACCGUCACACAAACAAAGUAUGCGCCAAACUAUUCUUGUGCAGGCCAUCAAAGGGGCGUUUUACAUGGCGUCCACAACGGACACAGACAUUGCCCUGAACCUGGUCGGUGACGGAAUGUUUGACUCGGAAAAUGGAGGACGGGACGACGCCGCCAAAGUUGUCAUUGUCAUGACGGACGGACGCUCUGAUAAUGUGGACAAAACCAAAGCAGCUGCAGAAAAGCUCAGGAAGUCCGGGAUAAUGAUUAUCUCCAUCGGAAUCGCCAACGCGAACCCCCAAGAGCUGAAAGACAUCGCUUCGACUCCUGAAGACGUGUUCCAAGUGGCUGGCUUUGACUCGCUGCAUGAAAUUGGGGAAGAUCUGGCGAUUAAGACAUGUGCAGCUGUGCCAACCUCACGAGAACGAGCGUGUACUCCUCUAGCCGACAUCAUCCUGGUCAUGGACUCCUCUGGAAGUAUCAACAGCGGAGAUUCCGGGAACUACGACCGACAACUGGAUUUUGCCGCUACCCUGACAAAGAACUUUGACCUGGGGCCUGAUGAUGUCCGUUUUGGUGGCGUCAUUUUCUCGGACACAACAGAGAAACUCUUUGAUUUGAAGGAUUAUUCUGAUCAUAAGAACCUGUCAAAGGCAAUCACAGGAGCCAGAUAUAUCCAGUCUACAACAAAAACGGACCUGGCACUGAACUUAGUGGAUAAUGGAAUGUUUGAUACUGUCAACGGCGGCCGGGACAACGCUCAGAAGAUUGUUAUUGUCAUGACAGAUGGACAGUCAGAUGAUAUGCAGAAGACAAAGGCAGCAGCUGAAAAACUUAAAAAGAAAGGAGUGACCAUCAUUGCUAUUGGAAUUGCCCACGCAAACACACAUGAUCUUGAGAACAUCGCUUCUGGGUCUGAAAACGUGGUCCAAGUUUCUGAUUUCCACGCUCUUGACAAAAUAGAACAUGUUGUGACCAACAGAACGUGUGAGGCGCCGACGCCACCGCCCCGUGUGUGUACUCCUCUGGCUGAUAUCAUCCUGGUCAUGGACUCCUCUGGAAGUAUCAACAUGGGAGAUUCCGGGAACUACGACCGACAACUGGACUUUGCCGCUAACCUGACUAAGAACUUUGACCUGGGACCUGACGAUGUCCGUUUUGGAGGUGUCAUUUUCUCGGACAUAGCAGAGAAACUUUUUGAUCUAAAGGAAUACUCUGAUCAUAACAGUUUGUCAAAGGCCAUCAAAGCUGCCAGGUACAUCAGAUCAACAACGAGAACGGACCUGGCUCUAAACAUGGUGAAAAACGGAAUGUUUGACACUGCUCACGGUGGGCGGGACAACGCUCAAAAGAUUGUCAUCGUCAUGACAGACGGACAGUCGGAUAAUAUGCUGAUCACAAAAGAGGCUGCGCAGAAGCUUAAAGAUGCUGGAGUGACCAUCAUUGCUAUUGGAAUUGCUCACGCAAACGCACUAGAUCUUGAGAACAUCGCUUCAGGGUCUGAAAACGUGAUCCAAGUUUCUGAUUUCCACGCUCUUGACAGAAUAGAGCAUGUGGUGGCCAACAGAACGUGUGAGGCACCGACGCCACCGCCUCGAGCGUGUACUCCUCUGGCUGAUAUCAUCCUGGUCAUGGACUCCUCUGGAAGUAUCAACAACGAUGAUUCCGGGAACUACGACCGACAACUGGACUUUGCCGCUAACCUGACAAAGAACUUUGACCUGGGACCUGAUGAUGUCCGUUUUGGAGGUGUCAUUUUCUCGGACACAACUGAGAAACUCUUUGAUCUAAAGGAUUACUCUGAUCAUAACAGUUUGUCAAAGGCCAUCAAAGCUGCCAGGUACAUCAAGAGAACAACAAGAACGGACCUGGCUCUGAACUUGGUGAACAACGGAAUGUUUGACACUGCUCACGGUGGGCGAGACAAUGCUCAGAAGAUUGUUAUCGUCAUGACAGACGGACAGUCGGAUAAUAUGCAGAGCACAAAAGAUGCUGCUCAGAAGCUUAAAGAUGCCGGAGUCACCAUCAUUGCUAUUGGAAUUGCCGGGGCCAACGCUCAAGAACUUGAGAACAUCGCCUCAGGGUCUGAAAACGUGAUCCAAGUUUCUGAUUUCCACGCUCUUGACAAAAUAGAACAGGUGGUGGCAAACAGAACGUGUGAGGAGCUAGCCCGUCCUUCCCUACCCCCUCCCAAGUGUACCCCUCUGGCCGACAUCAUCCUGGUCAUGGACUCCUCUGGAAGUAUCAACUACGCAGAUCCCGGGAACUACGACCAACAACUGGACUUUGCCGCUAACCUGACACAGAACUUUGACCUGGGACCUAACGAUGUCCGUUUUGGUGCUGUCAUUUUCGCGGGUGACAUCAACAAACUCUUUGAUUUGAAAGAUUAUUCCGAUCACAAAAGCUUGACUAAAGCCAUAAAAUCAGCACGGUUUAUUGGAACAACCACAAAUACUGACAAGGCUCUGGAUUUGGUUGGCAAAGGGAUGUUUGACACUGUCAACGGAGGAAGGGACAAAGCUCAGAAGAUAGUCAUCAUAAUGACUGAUGGCGCAUCUAAUAGCAAUAGUCUAACUAAGAGAGCCGCCGACGCAUUGAAAAAGCAGGGAGUCACCAUCAUAUCCAUUGGUAUCGCCCACGCCAACGCACAAGAACUGGGAGACAUCGCGUCUGGGCCCGAUGACGUGUUCCAAGUGGCGGGGUUCAGCGCUCUAAACAAAAUAACGAGCACCGUCGCGGACAGGACUUGUGAUGUUGUUCAGUCGCCGAAAAUUAUCUGCACUCCCAAAGCGGAUGUGAUUCUCGUCAUGGACUCGUCUGGCAGCAUUAACUUAGACAAUUCCGACAACUACGACCACCAACUCCAGUUUGUCGCUAACCUCACCGAAAACUUCAAGCUUGGCCCUCAAGAUGUCGAGUUUGGGGCUGUUAUCUUCGGUACCGACGCAAAGAAAUUGUUUGAUCUUAACGACCACACUAACCACAACUCUCUGUCUCAGGCUUUGCUGUCAGCCCCGUAUUUGGACUCAAACACUCACACAGAAAAAGCUCUCAGUCUCGUGAAUCACGGAAUGUUUGACUCAAGUAACGGUGGUCGGGCGGAUGCCUCAAAGAUCGUUAUUGUGCUCACGGAUGGACAGUCCAUGUACCCAUCCGACAUUGAAGCUUCGAAUGCACACUCGAAAAGGGCACCUGUUGUUUUCGAAAUCUCUUCCAGCAGCAGUGAAGAAGAGAUAUUUUUGCCUUUCCGGCUGGAUUGAAGUCAAUUUCUGACAGGACGCAGACAUCGAAAAUUAUUAUUUUGCUCAAAGAGUGAAGACCCUUUGGCGCAGUCAUAAUAUAGACAGAUCGUUGCUGUAUGAUCUGAAAUAAAUGUUUGUAUUGCAAACCUC
Molecule: messenger RNA, 7119 nt
Organism: Aplysia californica (California sea hare)
Lineage: Eukaryota; Metazoa; Mollusca; Gastropoda; Aplysiida; Aplysiidae
Source: RefSeq, a predicted model, not a curated record